Cantharellus anzutake is the source of this 787-nucleotide messenger RNA. RefSeq lists its product as uncharacterized. The record is from RefSeq and is a predicted model, not a curated record. The annotation marks the transcript as partial. Lineage: Eukaryota; Fungi; Basidiomycota; Agaricomycetes; Cantharellales; Hydnaceae. The transcript is spliced from 3 exons.
CCGGGAAGUAGAGAGCGAAGGCAUGCUAGAAGACGAAAUGCAGGCAACGCAAGUAAUGUCGUGUUGACACCCGCUCCCUCGAACGAGAGGCGCAGGUAUCCACACCCCCGAACAGUGUUGAAACCCUCAAAGUCAAAAUUUCGAAGAAUCAAUUCCACAUGCCCCUUCUAGACGUCUCCGCCCACAGAGGAGCCCGCCGGAGAUAGCUCAUUGGACAGAAUGCACCGGGAAUGGCUCCCAGGCAGGGAGGCAGAGGAAGAUCUGUUGGCAAAUGAGGUAUCUAUAGCUGAGUACAGGGUGAGAGCUGUGGGAAGACGCAGUCCAAUUGAGAUUCCGGCAUUUUGGGGCUAUUAUAUGUAUCAUGUGCCAUGAAAGCAGAGAGGAACCCCAGUGUGGCAUUUUCACCGGAUAAUACCAUAGCAUAACACGACUACCAGGUAUGGUUAUGCACGCUGGGUUUCGCUCGAGCGUAAUGGCAACAAUGUUUCCGUUAGUUAAGGCGCCUAUUCAUUCAACACCAACCUCCAUGAACCACAUACACCCACCGGGCAUGUGGCUCCUAGAGACUGGGUUAUAUAUUCGAGAAAAAAAGCCGACGAGGAACACAGUCGCAAAUAAGUCAUCAGACCGAUUGCGUCGUCCCUCUGCGCAUAUACAGUACGCGAUAACUUGCGUAGAAUAACACAGCUUUUAUUCCCAACGGGGAACACAAUUCUCCGGACAGACCAGAGCCCUCUGUUAGGCUCUGGAGUAGUAUUUUAAGGCGUUGUCACCACACAGCAAAAAG